GGGAGUCCUUGUUUCAUUAAUAAUGAUGAAAGCCUUAUGUGUUGCUGUUGAAAUUCCUGCAUUGAAACAACAAUAGCCGCUUUAGCGACGGUGCUAUUAAAUGUAAUAACGCAUUAACUCUUGACCUCCAUCAUCUCACACCUCAGAAUGGUCAAGUCAAAGGCAAAGGAGGUCACGCCUCAUGGAAUUGUCCACCUGGUGAAAUGGGAGCGGAAAAAAAACCACUCGAGGGGUGAAAGGUCGGUGGGUGCCAGACAAACGGACGAACCCACGGAAAUCAGUGCAGUCUUCACCAACAAAGUUGCCUACCAACUUGAAGCAGCCUUCAGAAGAUUUGAUGCAUAGGUUCUCUCAAGAAUUUCAUGUGGGCCAUGAAGAACUAGGCAGCAUCAAUCCCAUGCGACUUCCGAAGGCCCGAGGAAAGAAAAAGAGGAUGACCAUGACAAGUCAAAUACAACCUCCGAUGUCUAAAUUAGUGUACUUACCGAGUCUUUCGAUUGUUCCGGCCAGCACGGCGCCGUAUGAUGAUCUAUCCCAUCUACUUAUCCGUUCGUACAAGAUCAUGUUCAUUCAAGCUUCGUACAUACAAGCGUGUCGACAGUCAUCGUGGAUUGAACGUCGAGCUCAGUCUCGUGCAUGUCGGCUGAUACGGCUGGUUGUCGUAUACUGGUACUGUGCAAUCAACUAUAUUCUGACCUUGCUUGCAUAAGCACUCAUGACAUUAGUCCUCUCUCAACUGUGCAAUCCUCGCCUCUCCUUCACAAUCUUUAAUCAGAACCGUCUGGUUCUCAAACGCCGUCCCCUUUGCCAGCAAAUAUAAGCUCUGUUGAUCAUCCCAUCCCAACGGGACGUUCGAGUCCACCUGGAAGUCGGUCCAAACAUACAUGAACCUAGACAUGAGCCCACAAGCCAUUGGAACGCCCACAGCAGCAUUGUACCACAAGAGUGCAACAACGAGCGCCAGGAAGAUCAUGGCAUGGUGGAAUGCGCAGUCGGCCCAGUGAGCAAAGC
This is a messenger RNA of Suillus subalutaceus, 1011 nucleotides long. RefSeq lists its product as uncharacterized. The annotation marks the transcript as partial. Lineage: Eukaryota; Fungi; Basidiomycota; Agaricomycetes; Boletales; Suillaceae. The record is from RefSeq and is a predicted model, not a curated record. The transcript has a single exon.